Molecule: messenger RNA, 4871 nt
Organism: Pelobates cultripes (western spadefoot toad)
Lineage: Eukaryota; Metazoa; Chordata; Amphibia; Anura; Pelobatidae
Source: the annotation of a GenBank genome assembly
CUGAGAGAACGCGGCCGGCACCGUCUGUCCGACGCGGUGCUGGUCGCGCAGGGACGGCGGCCAGGCCGAGGCCUACAGUGCAGCCUACAACGCUGAGCGCCACCCGCCAGAAGGCAGCCGGCAGGGCGGCGAAGACAGCAGCGGCCCCCAUGGAGGCCGGGAACGCGGAGGGACGUGGAGGAGGAAGCGGAGACCUGAGGCGUCCCAGUGUAACAGCCGGGCGGCAAGGGGACAGGUAAGAGGCUGUAAAUGGCAGGCAGGCCGUUCCCCUGGUGGCAGGGGGGGGCCCCGGCAACAGAGACACAGCAGGAACGGCCAUGGCGGUGGCCGGGUCUAACAGCAUGGGGGCGGCCGACGGGCCCACCCAGCUGGGGCAGCAGAGGCAGGCCACGUCUGUGGCGGAAGGGAAAUCUGGCUGUCAGGGACAGCACUGGGAAUCCCCUGCGGACAGGGCGGCCCAUCGAGGGCUAGGUUCACUGCAUGGGGCUCAGUCACAAGGGUCAGCGUUGUGUACAGAGGAAAGUGGGGUUAGGCAUGGACGGGAGGGCCGCAGGGGCAGCUCCCAGGGGCGGCAAGACUGUAGAAGCCACCCCAGGCCGGAAGACAGCAGGGAACGGUGCAGAGAUAGCGUAAGGCAUGAUAGGGCAUGGAGCACCAGAGAGAGGAGCCCGUCUGCAAGCAGGUGCAGUAGGCGGAGAUCAGUCUGCAGGGAAAGGAGAAGGAGGGACCGGCGCAGCGCUUCUUGGUCCUCAGACAGGAGUUCACAAGGACAGCGGUGUAACACAUAUGGCCAGGAGGGCCAGGCUGCUAGGUGGGACAGGCUAAGGGAGGAUGAAUUGGAGCGUAGGGAGGAAGGGCGGGUAGGUGGACACACGAACAGACUACCCAGGUGUUCUACUCCUUACAGGUCGCGGAACGCUACACCUACGAUCCCGAGACGGGAUCAGACUGGAAGGAGACGGCGUCUCUUGGAUACUCCGGAGCCGUAUGCGGCAGACGGACGGAAAGCGACUUCGCGGCCGGGGGCUCUGGCGGUGAGUCAACUGGUGCACCACACUCAGAAACACUGUUGAGCUGCUUGAAAUCGUUCUUAGAUUCAUGGACGAGUGGGGAGGUUUCGUCACCGCAGUUCGUGAGGGUAUGGGUCCAAGAGAAGGGUCUCGGAUCGACAGAUAGAGCAGUCGGAGCGGUGAGUGGCGUUAACUACGACUGAGACGGUAGGGGGGCCGGGCGAAAGAAUGGACUUAUGUGGCGAGAUUCCAGACGCGGCGCGGCAAAAUGUACACGUUUCUUUUGCGGGCCCUUUGGGUUGUCAUCUAAAAACAGAGGUUAAAGACAAGAUUUUGAAGGGGGAGUUUGUAGAGGUUUUUUCCCUUCUUCCCCUAGAAGAGUUCCUUGAUUUAAAAGAGGAGGACAAAAGGGAUGCAAAAAAGGAGGAAGAAGAGAAAUUUUUUUAGGUAUCGUAAGAUCCCUAAAACAUUUGGGAACUGACUCAGGGCUUUUUGUAUUCUGGCCAGCGUUAUAGGGGAGAAAUACCAUGACCGCUGCUCACAACUUUUUUGUUAUCUGGACGGGAUAGGGGACAUGUACGGGGGAAUAGCGUGGUGGAAAUACGAUGAGCCAUUCCGCCAACGGUUAGCAGCGAAUCCUAGAAUGAGGUGGGACCAAAUGGACUUACCUCUAUGUAUGAAGCUGAUGAUGGCGCAGAAGGCUGCGCCCUUUCAGGGGGUGGCCGGUGCAGUACCUGGAGAAACAGAGCCAGCCGGGCAAAAGAAGAGGUUUUUCUGGCUCUUCAAUGAAGGCCAAUGCAAAUGGGGGACGUCGUGCAGAUUCAAACACGAAUGUUCCAGUUGCGGCGGCGCCCAUGGAGCUAACAGGUGCUUCAAGAGAGGUAAGCCGGCUUCCGGAGUGGUUGCCAGCGGGGCUGCGGCCCCCGCCACUGCCGCUGGGGGCAACCCCGGUGAAGGUAGGCGAGAUGCUACUGUGGCUAAAGUGAUACGCUCACCGCAAGUUUUUGAGGAAAGGCUUUACAGUGGGGUUUACUAUUCCAUUUAAGGGGAAGGGACAGGGGAAAUUAUGUGCGAACCUCAAAUCCGUGCGGGAACAUCCAGGGGUGGUUCGGGAGAAAUUGCUGAAAGAGGUACAGCAGGGUAGGAUGGCGGGGCCUUAUGUGGCUCCGCUGCUGCCAGACUUGAGGGUGUCCCCACUUGGGGUAGUCUCCAAGAAAGAACCAGGCAAAUUCCGUUUGAUACAUCAUUUGUCUUACCCAAAAGGGCAUCCGUCAAUGAUGACAUUGACGCGCCCUAAGCUCUGUCUCAUAUGCAUCAUUCGACCAAGCGGUCGAGUUGGUUCGAAAAGCAGGGCGGGGGCGUUAAUGGCGAAAGUUGACGUGGAAGCGGCUUUUAGACUGCUUCUUAUUUACCCAUUUAUUGGGGUGUUUUUUCAAAGGGGGGUUUUUCGUAGACCUAUGUUUGCCCAUGGGCUGUGCUAUUUCCUGUUCUUAUUUUGAAAAGUUCUGCACAUUUUUAGAGUGGGUGGUGCGUCAGGAGUCAGCCGGGGGUGCAGUGGUGCACUACUUGGACGAUUUCUUGUGCGUGGGUCCAGAGGGCUCCGACCUCUGCAGCCAGAUACUGCAGGUUUUGCAGUGGGUUGCACAAGCAUUUGGGAUUCCGUUGGCUGGGGAUAAGACCGUGGGCCCGACCGAGUGCCUGAGCUUCCUGGGGUUGGAAAUCAACUCGGAGAAAGGGGAAUGUCGGUUACCCACGGAUAAGCUGAUGGCACUCCGCCAACGGGUGGGAGAAGUGAGGGGUUCAAGGAAAGUGACCCUGCGGGGACUGCAGUCCCUGCUGGGGAGCCUGAACUUCGCAUGUAAGGUGAUCCCUAUGGGUAGGGUUUUUUGUAGGCAGCUAGCUCGAGCUACUUGUUAUCGGGUCAUUACAUCAGGGUAUCAGUGGAUAUGAGGGCUGACUUGGACGUUUGGAACCGUUUUUUGCAGGAGUUUAAUGGUCGGGUGUUUUUUUAGGGACCCGGCGGCAACGUCGGAUGACAUCAGGAGUGUGGGUUUCGGAGCAUACCUGGGGGGUAAAUGGUGCGCCGAGGAGUGGCCUGAGUCAUGGAAGGAAAGCCCACUAAUCAGGAAUUUGGCAUUCUUGGAAUUUUUCUCAGUGGUAGUGGCAGUGGCGCUGUGGGGCAGGGAACUCGCGAACAGAAAGGUGAUUUUUCACUCCGAUAAUAUGGCGGUGGUCCAGGCAAUUAAUAGUAUCUUGGCCUCGUCGUUCCCCGUAGUUCGGUUAUUGAGACACCUAGUUCUCUUCUCUUCUGUAUGUCAUGGAAUAUUGUUUUUAGGGCUAGGCAUGUACCGGGCUUGUUGAAUGUUGUUGCUGAUGCACUGUCUCGUUCAGAGUGGGAGCGUUCUCGGGAGGCAGCGCCAGGCGUACAGGAAACGGGACAGGCAUGCCCGGAAGAAAUAUGGCAGCUCGGGACAUCGUGCUUGGGGAUUUUAUAAGGAGCUCACUAGCACCAGGCACCUGGGCAGCGUACACCAAGGUUUGGAAUUAAUUGGAGGAGUUAGUAGGGCAGACAGGAGUGGGGAACUCCGCGGCAGGUAGGUUGGACGCGCUAUUAUGGUUGCUGUGCCGGUUAUUAGCGGGUGGGGCCUCACCCUCCAGGGUAGACCGUUAUAUGUCGGCGUUGGCGUUUUGGUUUAAGCUUAAUGGAUGGGAAGAUCUUACCAAGAAUUUUUUAGUGAAACAAGCCUUGCGAGGCUUCCGAAAGGGGAAGAAGGCUGUAGACACAAGGAGGCCGGUGUCGUUUGCCGUCCUGCAAGGGCUCUUGGGAGUUUUGAACGAUAUGUGAACAUCAUCAUUCGAACUGGUCUUGUUUUCCGUAGCUUUUGUUUGGGCCUUCUGCGGGGCGUUCCGCAUCGGUGAAUUAGUCAGCGCCAACAAGUCAGGAAUAAACGGGCUCAGGUUCGAGGAUGUGGUUGUUGAACAGGACAGGGUCGAGAUUCAAUUGAGACGCUCCAAGACGGAUGUUUUCGGGAGAGGUAAGAAGGUAGUCCUGUUCUCAUUGCCAGGGUCAGAUGUCUGCCCAGUGGCGUGUGGGACCAAGUUCCUAAACAUUCGCCUGGGAGUCACGGGACGUUUUUUAGUCCAUGAGGAUGGCUUUGCGCUGUCACGUUUUCAAUUUGUCCAGGUAUUCCGCAUGGGGCUACAAAAGUUGGGCCCCCAACCCAUGCAAUUCGGAACACAUUCGUUUCGCAUAGAGGCGGCAACGGAGGCGGCUCGACUGGGAUUGGGGGACGAACGGAUUAAACAGAUAGGAAGGUGGGAGUCCAUUCGGUUCCGUUCGUACGUGCAGCCAGACAGGUUGGCGUAACAGGGGCUGUGGGAAGGCUGGGGUUGUUAUUGCUCUGCUGGGUAACUGAUUUUGUUUCUUUUCAGGUCUGGUCACUUGGUGGGUCACUCAUACGUUUACUGUGCACAGAAGAGGGCAGAACGGAACACAGCUGGGUUUUCUUUUGGAAACGAUGGAGUUAAAGUGGUUUGGAUUUCGUGGUUUUAGCUGGCAGAGCAUUAGUGGAGAGAUUUUCAGUAGGAUUUUGGGGGGGCCUGCCCGGACAUAGUACUAAUUCACAGUUGGGGUAAUGAUUUGGGUUUGGUUCCCCAAAGGGAACUGAUUAGGAGGAUGAAGCGGGAGUUGGAUCGGCUACGGGAGCUGGUUCCGGCGUGGUGGUAGUAUGGUCAGAGAUGGUGCCACGAUUUAACUGGAGACACGCCAGGGUGAAAAGUGAAUAAAGCCAUCUCAGUUUUUGUCCAGACGUUAGACAGGGUCCCGGUGCGGCAUUGGGAAUUAGAAGGCAUGCUGCCUGG